UUCAUAGGUGUAGUGAUUUUGAAAUCACAAGCUAGUCGAAGUCAUUCAGAAAUAUUAGCGAAAAGUUUCCGUUUAAAACCGUUUUAAUUUGCCAUUGUGUUCAUCACGUCGCUCUCAUGGAAUAUGGGAUUUUUGUGAUAAUGCCUUUACUGGCGCGAGCCAGACGGACGAAAGCAACUGCCCUAGCUUAUAUUUUAUGUGUUUUCAACAAGCAAAUCUCCACCGAAAAGAUACUUUUGUAAUCAGUAUUAUCUGUGAAGUGUUGUGCUGUGUAGUGUUUAACAACGAGAUCUCGUCGCGCGCAGUAGAAUAUAAUAUCCCGAAAUAGUUGUGCACUCGCGUUGUUUAUAGUGCGCGUUGUCGUUCCUUUGUCUACUUGUUCCACAUAUGUAUACUUGUGUGUAUACAUUUUUAUAAGUGUUAGCGCGCUGUCUUUGACUUGAGCAUCCAACAAAGUCUGUAUUAUAUUAUCGAAAGGAAAUAAUGCGGGUCUAAGUCCGAUAAGUGUAUACAAUUGUGCCGAUUAGAAGUGGAAAGCAUAUUGUAAAGCGAAAACAAAACCAAUUCAUAUACAUACAUAUGCUCCUAAGCGAAGUAAGACUUAACCGAUAGCCAGUCUCCAUAGCGGUCAAAGUUUCGAGUGCGUAACAUUAACAACUACUCCAUACAUACAUAUAUUAUAUUACUAGUGAUUCACAAGGAAUGUUUAUAUCGUUCUUUUUCGAAUGUUUCCCUAAUUAUUAAUUUAUACUGAGUUUGUGUGUUAAUGACAAAACAAUAACGCCCCUCAUCACGCUCUAAAUCAACGAAUAAAUGAACAACUAAUAUAUAAUCAGUUGUUCAAAAUAAAUAAACCCAUAUAGAAGACGGCAGUAGAGGCUUUGAUAAGAAUUAACAAAUCAGCAUAAACACCAGAAGCGUCGGCAAAACAACGAAACAACCCUCUUGCCUCUAGGAAGCAGUAGUUUGGAAAAAAAAACUUUGCAAGCAUUAAUUGAUUGCAGCAUCCAUACAUACUCUGCUGUACACAGUCGAGAUAAGUGCUUACAGCUGUGCACAUCGCAGCUGGAAAUAUUGCAAUUGAGUAGUUGCAGUUAAGUUAGCGCGUCGUCUACAAUUGCAUUUACAUAAAAGUGUCAAAAGUUGUACGAAAAAAUCCAAAAAAGAAAUCUGUUGUGAAAAUCUGUAAAUAAAAAAAAUUAAUUAUUUCAAUAAAAAAGUGUGCAUAAAGUCGCGUACAAAAUGCCGACUUCGACAGAUGAUGCCUUGCCAAUAGUGGAAAAUGAGGAAGCACGUCCACCAUCGCCUGCCUCAGUGGCACGACGCAGUCCACAGGACAACGAGUUGGAUUUGCAACCCACUGGUUGCGGUUCGUCCGUGUGCUGCAACCCCUCCAGCGGCGUACAUCGUUUCAUAGCCUUGAUUUUUAUGUGCCUGCUUGGAUUUGGUUCCUAUUUUUGCUACGACAACCCCGGCGCAUUGCAGGAGGUCUUCAAGCAUGAUCUCAACAUCACCACCACCGAAUUCACGCUCAUCUAUUCCAUUUACUCGUGGCCAAAUGUGGUGCUUUGCUUCAUUGGCGGUUUCUUAAUCGAUCGCGUCUUCGGCAUACGACUCGGCACAAUUAUCUAUCUAUUCAUUUUACUGAUUGGUCAAUUGAUAUUCGCCUCCGGUGGCCUUUUGGGCACAUUUUGGAUUAUGAUUUUGGGACGUUUCAUAUUCGGCAUCGGCGCUGAGUCAUUGGCUGUUGCACAAAACAAUUACGCGGUGCUAUGGUUCAAGGGGAAGGAAUUGAAUAUGGUGUUCGGUUUGCAAUUGUCGGUGGCGCGUUUUGGUAGCACUGUGAAUUUCUGGGUCAUGCAACCGAUAUAUGAUUAUGUCUCGGAAUUCUAUAAGGAUCACAGAGCAAUCGGUGUGGUAUUGUUGUUGGCGGCUGGCACUUGUGUCAUGUCACUUUUGUGCGCUUUGAUUUUGGGUUGGAUGGAUAAACGUGCCGAGCGCAUUUUGCAACGCAACACCAAUCCUUCGGGUGAAAUUGCCAAACUCAGUGAUGUCACCACAUUCAAGGUGAGCUUCUGGAUGGUUUCAAUCAUAUGUGUGGCCUAUUAUGUGGCCAUCUUUCCUUUCAUCGCUUUGGGCAAAACAUUCUUCAUGCAUCGUUUCAACUUGAAACCGGAUCAAGCUAAUAACGUCAAUUCAAUUGUGUAUUUAAUCUCGGCUAUUGCUUCGCCAGUAUUCGGCUUUGUCAUCGACAAAACUGGACGCAAUGUUAGUUGGGUAUUUUGCGCGACAUUCACCACAAUUGGCGCACAUGCGCUGCUCGCAUUUACACUACUAAACCCAUACAUUGGUAUGGUCAUUAUGGGACUGUCCUAUUCCAUGUUGGCCGCUAGCCUUUGGCCACUAGUUGCUUUGAUCAUUCCCGAGUACCAACUGGGCACAGCCUACGGAUUCUGUCAAUCGGUACAAAAUCUUGGUCUCGCCGUAAUCACCAUUGUUGCUGGCAUGAUUGUCGAUCGCAGCGAUGGCAAUUACAUAUGGGUUGAGCUCUUCUUCAUGGGUUGGCUGACAAUUGCUUUGAUUUCCACCUGCGUUAUCUGGGGCUAUGACAAGAAGGUGAAAGGUAACCUGAAUAUGACGCCAGCACAACGUGCCCAAUAUGCUGCCGCAAUACGCGCUGCAAAUCAUGAUAAUGGUGCUUACUCCAGCGAUCAGGAGCCGCUGCUGGAUGAUUAAAAAGUAUGAGGAAUUUUCAGCAAUCAACAGGGCAAGCGAGCGCGAGAGAGAGAAUGAGAGAGAGUAUUAGCACACGGAUUAAAGGGCGAACUUGGCUGGUGGAGGCUGUAUUUGCAGAAGGCCAAACAAAAAACACUAAUCAUCAUAGUUAAUGUAAUUGAAGCAAAAUUGAUUUUUCGACGGUACCACCAAAUAGCCUUUUGGCGCAUAUCACAUUUAACCUAUUCAUCUCUACAUCUUUAAUGCGAACUUUUAAAUGCACUUACAGUGGGUAUUGCUUUCUUGUUAAUGCUCUAUAUUUUGGUGAUUUUUUUUUUAAUUUUAUAAAUUUUCCGAAUGUUUUUUUUUACCGAUACAUUUACCAUUUAGUUAAACACAAACGUUUUACAACAUAACCAAUUUAUUUUGUAAGCGAAAAUCAAACAAUUUAACAUACAAACACACGCAAUAAAUUAUAUAUUCUUUAUUUAAAAGCUUAUAACUGCGUUUACAACCAAAUACAACAUGUUGCAUAAAAGCUGAA
Molecule: messenger RNA, 3259 nt
Organism: Zeugodacus cucurbitae (melon fly)
Lineage: Eukaryota; Metazoa; Arthropoda; Insecta; Diptera; Tephritidae
Product: major facilitator superfamily domain-containing protein 1
Exons: 8
Coding region: 1243-2736 (497 amino acids)
Biological process (GO): transmembrane transport
Cellular component (GO): lysosome
Molecular function (GO): transmembrane transporter activity
Source: RefSeq, a predicted model, not a curated record